Molecule: messenger RNA, 5597 nt
Organism: Poecilia latipinna (sailfin molly)
Lineage: Eukaryota; Metazoa; Chordata; Actinopteri; Cyprinodontiformes; Poeciliidae
Gene: ccnjl
Product: cyclin J-like
Exons: 6
Coding region: 696-1970 (424 amino acids)
Source: RefSeq, a predicted model, not a curated record
UUUGCUAUUUAUUUCUUGAGCUUGUGCACUUUAGGACCUCUUUCUUGUAGCGCAUUGAUCAUGAUAUAAAUAAUCUACGAUUUUACCUUACAAUUAAUUCCAACUAAAGUGAUUAUUUCGAGAUUUCAUUAUGCAUUUAGUAUGUUUUCAUAUUUGCAUAAUUGUGGAUAAUUUUGUGUUUUUGGAUACUUCUUAGAGUUUUACUAAAAUCGUCACACAUUUAUAUUUGUAAACAAGUAGCUAUCAUUUUCAUUGGAUUGUAGCAAAUUUUGCUAGUUGUAGUUUUUAUAGUGACCUGGUAAAAACUACAACUCCCAUGCUUAUGUGUAGGAGGGACCAAGCGUGAGGCGCACGAGCCCAGCAGCAGCAGCUGGCGCAGCCGAAGAGGCUACUUUGUUAGAGCCGAGGCACCGGAGAGAAAACGGCGGAGCUGAUUGUGGCUGGAAAAAGUGUGAACUGUUGGGGGAAAAGUGGUUAAACCGAAGGGCCUUCGGUGGGAUUUUUCUCGGUGGCGGCUGUUUGAUGAGCUCUCCAGCGCAUUUGAAGUUUUUGUUUUCGGCGUCAGAGAGAGGUCUGUUUAAAAGUUGAGCCGCGGAGGAGUUCUCUCAUUCAGGAUGUCGGACUGAGACAAAGAGGGUCUGGGGGGCAUUCCCAACGGAGCGCAGGUAAAACUUGAUUGUGGACGCCUCCUCUGAAUGGGAAGGAUGGAGAGGGAGCUGCAGUGGUGGAAAGGACAGCUAGCUUCAGACAUCCAUCAGUCCUUACGCAUUAAGGAGCUGAAGUUGCCCGUCUACCGGGCCAACUCUCCGCAGAUCGGCAUGCGACGCUACUUUGCAGACUUGUUGGCCAUCCUGAGCAAUCGGUACCAGCUGUGUCCCACGGCACGGCACCUGGCCGUCUACCUGCUCGACUUGUUCAUGGACCACUACGAUGUCGCUGUGAAACAGCUCUACAUCAUCGCCCUCUCUUGUCUGCUGCUAGCUAGUAAAUUUGAAGAGAAGGAGGACCGGGUCCCUAAGCUGGAGCAGCUGAACUCUCUGGGGUUUAUGUGCAGCCUAAACCUCGUUCUUGACAAGAGGGAUCUGAUCAAAAUGGAGCUGCUGCUGCUGGAGACCUUCGGCUGGAACCUGUGCAUGCCCACGCCCGCACACUUUAUCGACUACUACCUCCACGCCGCGGUGCAGGAGGGCGACCUCUACAACGGCUGGCCGCUGUCCUCCAUGUCCAAGACUAAAGCUUUUAUGGACAAAUACACUCACUACUUCCUGGAGGUUUCACUGCAGGAUCACGCCUUCCUGAAUUUUCGACCCUCUCAGGUCGCUGCUGCCUGCGUUGCAGCGUCUCGCGUUUGCCUUCAGAUUUCCCCGAGCUGGACAACUUCUCUCCAUCUGCUAACCGGGUACUCCUGGGAACACCUCACCCCGUGCAUUGAGCUAAUGCUGCUGGCUCAUGACAACGAUGUGAAGGAGGCCAAUAAAACCAAAUCCACCCCUCCCCACCGGCCCUCCUCUCUGCAGUCACAGCCGCAGACUUCCCACCUCUCACCGGUAUCUGCCAUCCAGAGACCGGCCUCCUCCUCCUCUUCCUCCACCUCCUCCACACCACAGUUGCUUUUCCAGCCCGACAGCUUCACACACCUCUCUCAGCAUUCCCCCUCUCUGUCCCAGCUCCAAGCACUUGCUGACUCUCAGGCUUUGGGCCCCGUGGUGAACAUGUCUCAGGAUUUCCUUCAGAGCCACAGGAUGGGCUUGCUAACGGGGGCGCCCUCCAUAACUGCAGGAGGAGCGUUCCCCUCCUACCCAGGCCUGACCUCGGGUCUCCAGCCCGGGGCCCGUGCACUGCCUCUUCAGAGCCCCAUCUCUGUGCAGAUGGCCCUCACUGGAGAACCACGACACUGCCUGAGCAUGGCCUACAGCGGGGGCUACCUGGGCACGCAUCACACCUUCACAGCCGGCUGCUUCGACAGGUGACGCCAGGAGACGGAGAGGGAGUCCACCGCAAUGCUUCCGUCCCACCUCCCCACCCCAAAAUAUCCAUUCACAGACCUCCUCUCCCUCUCCGUUGGCACGGCAACACCUCUAGCCACCCCAGCUUCUCCGCCGCUCUCGCAUAGACGGCUCAAGCGCAAGCAGAGGGCCAAAGGCAAGACAGACCCGGUGGAAGUCAUCACGCUGACGUGACGAAAGCCCCUCUGCCUCGAGUUAAACCCCGAGGCGCUGCAGAAAUCUCUCUGCCAUAAUCUGAACUGGCUUUAUAAAUGUAUGUUAUUAUGAGACUGUCAUCACUGUGAAUGAGAUGAAAGCAGCAGUGUGAUCAAACACCCACCUCAUUCAGUGCCUGCUCUCGGUCGUGUGUGUGAUAGCUGAGCCAAUUUUAGAAGUGCACAGAACACAACAUAUCUGUGGUAAAUGCGUCUUGCUGCUCAACAUUUUUUUUUCUUUUUACUUCUAAUCCCAAAAAUGUAACACAUUUCAUAGGAAAUCUGGCUGAUUAUAUAUUUAUGUAAGCCAACGUUAGACUAAAGAUAGAAUGAAGUAAAUGGAGGCCUAUUGCUUUACUGGAAGAACAUAAAAAGGUUAUGAAUGCCUUUCAGGUUGUUUUUUCCCUCCUAAAUCAGCUAGCAUUUGAUGUAAAGAGCUGAAAGGCUUUUCUCUGAGAAUUCCCCAGAGGAGACCAAGAACUCAUUGUUUUGUGCACAGCAGGUGACGUCGAUUGGCUCAAACAGGCCAGCAGUAUUCGUUUUUCUUCUUCCCCCUCCUCCUCCUCCCAAAGUUGAGCCCUCACCCAUGCAGGUGUGAAUGUGGCUCUCCUACAAGCUUUCUCAUACUGACGUUUUCAUUUCUGAAACACAAACUGAUGUGACUGGACCAGCCUGGUGAAGAUGACGUGCAGGUUUGUUGUGUUGUACAUAUGAAAUGCUGCUGCCUUCUCAAGAACUGCUGGUUCUGUCUGUGUUAAUGACUCCAAUGUUUACAUGAACCACUAUCAGGGACUUUAUCAAGAUUACUUGAAUAUGAUGCCAUUGAAACAUGUUAUAGCUUUUAUUUAUAACUUUUUAUUCUUUAUUUUUAAUGCUCUCAUUUUGUUUGAUGUAGUGUAGCUUAUACCAACUUAGAAAUCCACCAUGUAGUGUAGUUUUCUUUUUGUCUGCAUGUUCAGGCUCAGGUUUUAAGGCUGAAGCUGCCUUCUUUUCUGUCUCUGCUUUUUGUGCUUUAAAGUUGAUGCUAAUGUAGCAUCUGUGCCCCCCCCACCCCCCCUUUAUCACUGGAUCAUACUCUGUGUGUCUCACUAGCUGAAUGCAUUUUGCUGCAUAAAGGACCCUGUUUCAUAGUUGCUAGUUUCACUUUUGAACAUCUGCAGCCAGUCAUCUGUAAUUGCUUCCCAAAUUUGUAAAGCUGCAAUCCUCCAUCUUCCACUUCCUGUUAAAGUGUAAACACAUUCCCAGUUUCCCAGAGCUGAUCACAAGGGUUGACCACAGGUCACCAUGCUGGUGUUUCACAUGUUUAAAAGUUCUGUUUGAUCUAAAUUAGGAUCCCGAUUAUGGAUUGAUUGAAGUGUCCAGAAACCUAUAAUAUACUGAAAAUUCAACCCAAAGAAACAUUAAAUCAUGUGCAUAUAUCAUCAGUAAUUACCUACCUGUAGUAGAAAGAUGUCAUGUCGCUGAGGUUAUAGAAAAGUGAGCAACUCCAGAACGCGAUGGAAGGCUGACAGCUUUUUAGCAAAUAUUUAACAAUUUUUACUUUUGCUUUGCAAAGUUGCAUUGCGCAUCAAUUUAUCUCAUUAGCAGUAAGUUCACUCUGAGUCUCCCUGGAUAAAAUCUAAAAGACUACAAGAUUUACAAAAGGGCAUCGAUUCAGUUUUUCAUUCUGUUGCACUGACAGCAGCCUAUUCAGACUUAUAAAAACUUAUCAGUGGUCUCUUUUCGUAGUGUUGCUGUUUAAUAUUUAAUAGUAAAUUGUUGCAAUCCAUAGAUAUCUCUAAUUGUUUGUGUUUUAAAAUUACACAAAUCACUCAAAACUAGGGUCAGCAGCUGUUGCCUUUCCAUUACUGUCUUGUUUUAGAAGCUCACUGUAAUAUAAGAUCAUCUUCAACAGGAAAAGUAAUUAAUACUGAUAAACACUAAACCUCAGUCGAGAAAACCUGGAUUAUUCCUUGAAGUUGAACUGUCAAUGUUUUUGGUACUUUGAGAAACCAUUAAUCAGCAACCAAUAACCUAAUUUAGAUUAAUCAUAGCUUAAGAAAUGUAUUCCCACAGCAUGAUCCUGCCACUGCCGUAUUUCACAGCAGGGAUGGCGUAUUGAGGGUAAUGUGUCGUGUGGAUGAUCUACACAAACAUGAAUAAAACGGGAUGAAGUGACAUUGAUUUAGUCGGCUGCACAUCAACACACAGGCACAAAGUGAACCAGUCAGUUGUGUGUUUGUUUCCAUCAACAAAUAUUUAGGGAGAAAUGAGGCAGAUGCACCACAUAGGAUGACCAAAUAAUACAAAUAAAUGAGAGUGCAUUCUUUCUUCAAGAGAUAAGGGAAUGGCUACUGAUAACUUUGUAGAAUUUCACUUAAAAUAAAACAAAAACUCCAGUAUCUCUUAAAGUUAAUUUUCUAUGUUGUCUGCUAUUCUAGGCAGAGAAGUAAAAAUCACAGUUACUGGCACCAAACCUGGAUAUUUAGUUCCACUGUGUGUGUUUAUUUUGGACGAUUGCUGUGUGCUUGAUUUACAGGCACUAAAAAGUUAAACUACUAAAAUGUUCAAAAUGAGGGUUUGAUGUUUUGGCUUUAAAGUUAACCAUAAUCUUGUUUGUUGUGGACACUGGGCAUCAUGGCCGUGCUUUUACAUCAAGUCCCUGAACGUGUGCAAACAGUUCUCCCUAUGUGAGGCGUUCAGUCGCUGCAGCGCUCACUGGUCGGUCUGUUACAGCCUGGUGGACUUCUUCCAUUCACUGAAAACUACUUUUAAUGUCUUUGUCUGAAAUGACUUAUACUCUGUUCUCUAUUUUUCUUCCUCUAUGUACAAUUUUGUUAUAUUUUAUACAUUCCAUAUAUUUGAAUUUUGUUUUAAUUUUAUUGUUUCUGCUGUUGGUGUGAAUUAGGUUUGUUUUUUGUUGGGGUUUUUUUUGUUAGUUUUCUGUUUGCAACUUCUUGUUAAGGUGUCAAAAGGUGCAAUAAGUUGUCUUUGGGAUUUUGCUGACCACAGUCAUCACUGACUCAUGUAAACCACUGGUUCAACGUUAUUAACUUAUUUCUUUUUUUUCCUAAUUAAAUGUGUAAUUUGACUUGAUCUCCACUAGAGGGCAUUAGGCUCUGAACACAGUGAAUAUGUUGCAUAUUGCAGCUAUAUGCUACAAAUGAAAAGUAUUCCAGAAUACUUGGAGCUUUGAGUUUUAAAUGUUUUUGUUUUCCAUGUCCUAACCAUGAACGGUGCUGAUGCCACUCACCUCACCAGCCAACACCUGUUCUUUGAAAAUAGUGAUGAAAUGACACCAUAGGCAUUUAUUUUUUUUAUUUCUUAUAACAACUUGUAGUCUUGGUUUAUUUGACACUGAAUGAUAAAGAAUGUUUUAUCAUUGUGCCACAACAAAAUAAACCCACAUUUGAGUUGA